Messenger RNA from Solanum stenotomum, 3903 nucleotides. Its product is annotated as probable pre-mRNA-splicing factor ATP-dependent RNA helicase DEAH5. Gene Ontology annotation, cellular component: catalytic step 2 spliceosome; intracellular anatomical structure. Lineage: Eukaryota; Viridiplantae; Streptophyta; Magnoliopsida; Solanales; Solanaceae. The record is from RefSeq and is a predicted model, not a curated record. Gene Ontology annotation, molecular function: ATP binding; RNA helicase activity; RNA binding. Gene Ontology annotation, biological process: spliceosomal complex disassembly; mRNA splicing, via spliceosome.
UACAAAGUCAAGUUUGAAUAGUCAAAUUGAGCUCCUUCUCUCUAGACUCUCUUUCUAUAUUUAUCUCUCUUUGUAAAUUAACUCCGUCGGCGACGCCGGCAAGUCUACCGUAAGAUUUCUUCAGGAGCUAUUCGUCUGAAGGAUGGGAGCCGACAUCGCAGAAAACGAGUUGAAGAAAUUGGAAUACCUCUCGCUAAUUUCUAAGGUAUGUUCUGAGUUGGAGGCACAUUUAGGGUUUGGUGAUAAGGUUCUAGCUGAAUUUAUAACUGAGCUUGGUAGAAAUUGCUUAACAGUAGAUGAAUUUGAUGACAAAUUGAAAGAAAGUGGUGCUGAAAUGCCCGAUUAUUUCGUAAAAACAUUGCUCACUAUAAUCCAUGCUAUUUUGCCUCCUAGUGCCAAGUCCAAGUUGGAGAAGGAGUUGAACAAGGAUGGCAAUGAUUCCGAGUUUUCAGCUCUGAAAAUCAGAGAUAAUAGGGAUAGGGUUAAGGAAUUGGAGAAGGAGAUUGAGUUGGAGGCUAAUAGUAAGAGGAGAGAUGGGGAGGGAGAAGAACGGGAUAGGAGGCGAGAGAGGGAUAGAGAUUAUAGAAGUGAAAGGGGUAGAGACAGGGAUAGGGAUAGGGGUAGGGAUCGAGGUAGAGAUGAUGGUAGAGCUGAACGUAGGGCUUCAGAAAGGCGCAGAGACAGGGAUGGAGAUGGAGAUGUAUAUGCAAAGGGUAGGAGAGAUGAUUAUGAGCAAGACGGGGAUGAUGAUCGGAGGGAUAGGAGAAAAUCGAGGCAUCAUGUGGAUGAGCCAGAGUUGUAUGCAGUAUAUAAGGGGAGGGUAUCAAGGGUGAUGGAUUCUGGUUGUUUUGUUCAGCUGAAUGAAUUUAGAGGGAAAGAAGGCUUGGUGCAUGUUUCACAACUUGCUACUAGAAGGGUUAGUAAUGCCAAAGAUUUAGUAAAACGGGACCAGGAAGUUUUUGUGAAGGUUAUCUCUAUUAGUGGGCAGAAGCUGAGUUUGUCAAUGAGAGAUGUUGAUCAGAAUACAGGAAAGGAUCUGCUUCCAUUGAAGAAGAGCUCCGGCGAUGGUGGAUUGACAACAAAUCCUUCAGGUAUGAAUAAUGAGGGAUCUAAGACCAGGAUUGGCCUGUCAGGAAUCAGGAUUACGGAGCAAGAGGAUGUAGUUCCAUCACGUAGACCUGUGAAGAGGAUGAGUUCACCUGAAAGGUGGGAAGCGAAACAACUUAUUGCUGCAGGUGUCCUGGGGGUCCAGGAACAUCCCAUGUUUGAUGAAGAAGGGGAUGGAAUGCUAUAUCAGGAAGAAGGUGGUGUUGAUGAAGAGCUUGAGGUUGAAUUGAAUGAAGAUGAACCCCCUUUCUUGCAAGGGCAGAGUCGUUAUUCAGUUGAUAUGUCUCCUGUCAAAAUUUUUAAAAAUCCUGAAGGAUCAUUGAGUCGUGCUGCUGCACUACAAUCAGCUUUGAUAAAGGAGAGAAGGGAAGUAAGGGAGCAGCAACAGAGAACGAUGCUUGAUUCUAUCCCAAAGGAUCUCAACAGACCAUGGGAAGACCCAAUGCCAGAGACAGGUGAGAGGCAUUUGGCACAGGAGCUGAGGGGUGUUGGUUUGUCUGCCUAUGACAUGCCAGAAUGGAAGAAAGAUGCUUAUGGUAAAGCCGUGACCUUUGGCCAGAGGUCUAAGCUAUCCCUCCAGGAGCAGAGGCAGAGUCUUCCUUACAAAUUGAAGAAAGAACUGGUUCAGGCUGUCCAUGAUAACCAGGUCCUGGUCGUCAUUGGUGAGACAGGUUCUGGCAAGACAACACAGGUGACACAGUAUCUAGCCGAGGCAGGGUAUACAACGAGGGGAAAAAUUGGCUGUACUCAACCUCGUCGAGUGGCUGCGACAUCAGUCGCUAAGAGAGUUGCUGAGGAGUUUGGUUGUCGAUUAGGUGAAGAGGUUGGUUAUGCUAUUCGUUUUGAAGAUUGUACUGGGCCAGAAACUGUUAUCAAAUAUAUGACUGAUGGUAUGCUUUGGAGGGAGAUCCUGAUUGAUGAUAAUUUGUCCCAGUAUUCAGUCAUAAUGCUUGAUGAAGCACAUGAAAGAACGAUUAACACUGAUGUUCUCUUUGGUUUGCUUAAGCAGCUUAUGAAGAGAAGACCUGACCUUCGUCUAAUUGUCACGUCUGCAACUUUGGAUGCAGAGAAAUUUUCUGGUUAUUUCUUUGACUGCAACAUCUUUACAAUCCCAGGAAGAACUUUUCCAGUUGAGAUACUCUACACAAAGCAGCCAGAAAGUGAUUACCUUGAUGCGUCUUUAAUUACUGUCAUGCAGAUCCACUUGACAGAACCUGAAGGUGAUAUCCUCCUCUUCUUGACUGGUCAAGAGGAGAUUGAUUAUGCUUGCCAGUGUCUCUAUGAGAGGAUGAAAGGACUAGGUAAAAAUGUUCCUGAACUGAUCAUACUACCUGUCUAUAGUGCCUUGCCCAGUGAAAUGCAGUCCAGAAUUUUUGAUCCUGCCCCUCCUGGGAAAAGAAAAGUUGUUGUUGCUACAAAUAUUGCUGAAGCUUCUUUGACAAUUGACGGUAUAUAUUAUGUUAUUGAUCCUGGAUUUGCAAAGCAAAAUGUCUACAAUCCAAAACAGGGUCUUGAUUCACUUGUUAUUACCCCAAUUUCACAAGCAUCAGCAAAGCAACGAGCAGGGCGUGCUGGACGAACUGGACCUGGGAAGUGCUACCGUCUGUAUACUGAGAGUGCAUUCCACAGUGAAAUGUCUCCUACUGCAGUUCCAGAAAUCCAGAGGAUAAAUCUUGGGAACACCGUUAUUAUGAUGAAAGCAAUGGGUAUUAAUGAUCUUUUGUCAUUUGAUUUCAUGGACCCACCUACCCCUCAGGCUCUCAUAUCUGCCAUGGAGCAACUUUACACUCUUGGAGCACUGGAUGAAGAGGGGCUUCUGACGAAACUGGGAAGAAAAAUGGCAGAAUUUCCAUUAGAUCCUCCUUUGUCCAAGAUGCUUCUUGCUAGUGUGGACUUCGGCUGUAGUGAUGAGAUCUUGACCAUCAUUGCUAUGAUUCAAACUGGAAACGUCUUUUACCGACCAAGGGAAAAACAAGCUCAGGCCGAUCAGAAGAAGGCGAAAUUUUUUCAGCCUGAGGGUGAUCAUCUUACCUUGCUUGCUGUUUAUGAGGCUUGGAAAGCGAAAAACUUUUCCGGUCCAUGGUGUUUUGAAAAUUUUGUCCAGUCACGAUCACUUAGGAGGGCACAGGAUGUCAGAAAACAGUUGCUCUCCAUCAUGGACAAGUAUAAAUUGGAUGUUGUGAGUGCCGGAAAGAACUUCGCAAAGAUCCAGAAGGCUAUUGGAGCAGGUUUCUUUUUUCAUGCUGCUAGAAAGGAUCCUCAAGAGGGUUAUAGAACUUUAGUUGAGAACCAGCCAGUUUACAUUCAUCCUAGCAGUGCUCUUUUCCAAAGACAGCCGGACUGGGUUAUUUAUCACGAGCUUGUUAUGACAACAAAGGAGUACAUGCGCGAGGUGACCGUGGUAGAUCCUAAAUGGCUUGUUGAGUUGGCACCAAGAUUCUUCAAGACGGCUGACCCAACAAAAUUAACGAAGCGCAAGAGACAGGAACGUAUUGAACCUCUUUAUGAUAGAUAUAACGAGCCAAACUCAUGGCGAUUGAGUAAACGCCGAGCGUGAUAUCCUUUUUUUUUGUUUUUUAUGUUCUGUGUUGGUUUAAUGAAAUACCCACUGUUUGUUUAUGUAAAAGUGACAUAUAUAUGGUCAAUCUAAAACAUAACUUUUGACACUAGGAGCACUUUUUUCAUAUAAGCCUUUUCCCCACUUGACCUAUUACAGUUUUCACUGAAGUGGACUCAAAUCUGUUGUAUGCUUUUUGCUAGGGAAAUAAUCUCUGGUAUUGAACUUCAAUUUGUUUU